Molecule: messenger RNA, 1262 nt
Organism: Botrytis cinerea B05.10
Lineage: Eukaryota; Fungi; Ascomycota; Leotiomycetes; Helotiales; Sclerotiniaceae
Exons: 3
Coding region: 157-1155 (332 amino acids)
Biological process (GO): peptidoglycan catabolic process; signal transduction; cell wall macromolecule catabolic process
Molecular function (GO): lysozyme activity
Source: RefSeq, a predicted model, not a curated record
GGCUGAUCGUCGAAAAUAAGUGAAGAUAUAACCAUAUGGGAAUGUAGCAUCGUCAUAUUCCUUAUUCUCAUCUUUCCACUCAGUAUCUUAUUGAAUACUCAUUACUUUUACUCUGACUCUGUAAUUUUUCCAUUCGAUAUUUCAAAACAUUCAGCUAUGUCUUUCUCCAAGAUUUUUAUUGCCUUCGCAGGUAUUAUCGCUGUCGCUUCCAGCAACCCUCUUGUUCCUAGAGCAUCAACUGCUUGCUCAACAUCUAGUGGGCCUGGCUUCUGUCAGAGCACUUCUAGCUCCUGCUCAGGUGGAAAGUAUAUUGCUGGUGCCUGUCCAGGAGGCGUCGACAAUCAAUGCUGCGUAGCAACAUGUUCCAGCGGAAAGGGUGUGUGUCAAGCGACAUCCGUAGCCUGCUCUGGUGGUUCUUUCAGUAGCGGUCUUUGUCCCGGACCGGCAGAUGUUCAGUGCUGCAUCAAGAGUGGCGGCGGUACUACUCCACCGUCUAGCGGUGCCGGCUCUCUAGGUAUCGAUAUAUCUCAACUCGGCACCCCAGCUUUCUUCGAGUGCGCCAAGAAAACCAAAGACAUAGUCGCCAUCCGUGGAUACCAGCAAGCUUGCGGGACCGGCGGCCAAGUAGAUAAAAACUUUGUGGCCUCCUAUAAAAAUGCCAAAGCCGCCGGUUUCACCCGGAUCGACUCCUACAUCUUUCCCUGCACCGGUACACCCACCGGUUCUGAACCUAAAUGCAAGAGCGUCGAUACCCAGAUGGCCGAAUACCUCAAAGUAAUCUCCGAUAACAAUAUGGAUAUUCACACUCUCUGGCUCGAUCUCGAACCCACAUCUGUCUCCAAUUCUCCUUGUAAUGCCUGGAAUCUCGGUGCUGCAGCCAAUGAAAAGCUCGCCAAACAAUGGGUCACAGCAAUGAAGGCUACAGGAUUAAAAUGGGGCAUCUAUGCAAAUGGCAAUCAAUGGAGCGGUAUAUUUGCUAGUAGGAGUACAGAUAUCGGAAGUGAUUUGCCCUUGUGGGCUGUGCAGGAGGACUAUAAAGAGGGUGUAAAUACAGUGACUACUUUUAUGGGGGGUUGGACAAAGGCGGUUGCUAAGCAAUAUAGCCUCGAUACUACCCUCUGUGGUCUCGGUGUGGAUUUGGACUCCUUUGCGUGAGUGUUGGAAGCAGUGUUUCCAGUAGUCCGGACUGUGUAGUCCAUCCUGAAAUUUUAGCUUUGAGAUUCUGAAAAUACUAUUAUUGAUUUUAUAAAUUCAAUGUUCCA